Messenger RNA from Cherax quadricarinatus, 434 nucleotides. NCBI's taxonomy places the organism in Eukaryota, Metazoa, Arthropoda, Malacostraca, Decapoda, Parastacidae. The record is from RefSeq and is a predicted model, not a curated record.
UAUUGUAUUAAUUACAGUCUAUACCAUCAAAUGUUGGCAAAUCCAUGUCUGAUGGAGAACGUCCAGAAAACAAGAAAAAGAAUCGCUAUCGCAAUAACCUUCCUUAUGAUGAUACCAGAGUAAAGCUCUCCAUCAUUAAUGAUGAUCCGUUUUCAAAUUACAUCAAUGCGAGCCACGUUUACGGCUUUGGUGGAGUUCUUAAAUACAUUGCUUCACAAGGGCCCAAGGAUGCCAACGUGAACACCAUCGGUGACUUCUGGAGAAUGAUUCGAGAACAACAUAUCUCUGUUAUUGUAAUGGUCGCUAAUUUUGUCGAAGGUGGAAAGGUAAUUUAAUAUAUUUUGUAAAUAUUUGCAAAUUAUAUAAUUUAUUCAAGAUUUGUAUUACUGUCAUGCAAAAUGCCAAAUGACUUUUGUUUAUUUAUUUUGCAAGAU